This is a messenger RNA of Ascochyta rabiei, 1116 nucleotides long. RefSeq lists its product as uncharacterized. Lineage: Eukaryota; Fungi; Ascomycota; Dothideomycetes; Pleosporales; Didymellaceae. Gene Ontology annotation, cellular component: membrane; Golgi apparatus. The coding region runs from base 1 to 1116 and encodes 371 amino acids. The record is from RefSeq and is a predicted model, not a curated record. The transcript has 2 exons. Gene Ontology annotation, biological process: retrograde vesicle-mediated transport, Golgi to endoplasmic reticulum.
AUGGCCCGCUUCUACCUGCCGCCCAUGACCCGCGCCCUGCUCGCGGCCACCGUCUUCUUCACCCUGCUCAACUUCACCCUGCUCAACUCCGCCCUGCACCCCCGGUCCAACUGGGUCGAAAGGGUCGCGAAUCCUCUAAUCGGAGUCGGCAAUGGCAUCCCCUACCUCACCAUCAUCCCCGGCAAGUCCAUCGUCUACCCCUGGGUCUUCGCCCUGGCCACUGUCGUCGAGCAGAAUCUCGCCGGCCUCAUCAUCAACGGUGCCACCCUCUUCUACGGCGGUCGAUAUCUCGAGCGUGCCUGGGGCGAGAAGGAGUUUGCCAAGUUCAUCCUGUUCGUCGCCAUGGUGCCCAAUAUCCUGAGCUUCUUGCUCUACCUGGCCGCCUAUGUCAUCACAUCCAGCACGGUGCCGCUCCACACCACCAUCUCUGGCGGCAUCGCCAUCCAGGCCGGCUUCCUCGUCUCCUUCAAGCAGCUUGUCCCCGAACACACCGUCGCCAUCGCCAAAGGCCUGCUCCGCAUGCGCGUCAAGCACUUUCCCGCCAUCUUCCUGCUUGCCAACACCCUCUCUGGCAUCGUCCUCGGCACAGAGACAGCCAUGUUCCUCGCUUACUUUGGCUUCAUGACCGCCUGGAUUUACCUGCGCUUCUACCGCGCCAGCCCGUCUCUCUCGUCUGCUGCCACUGGCGACGGCUCUGUCAUCAAGGGCGACGCCUCCGAUACAUUCGCCUUUGCCCACUUCUUCCCAGAGCCCAUCCAGACACCCAUGAGCCACUUCGCAGACGGUAUCUACAAUGUUCUGCUCUCGCUGGGCGUCUGCACCCCCUUCUCCACCGAGGACAUCGAUGCUGGCAACCAUCAGGCAAGCGCCCGUGCGGAAGGGGAUCUGCCAAGCAUCAUGAACCCCAACAGCAGAGGCGGAAGAGGAGGCGCAACCCGUGCAGAGGCCGAGAGGCGGCGGGCACUGGCCUUGAAGGCGCUGGACAAACGGCUGCACGCCGCCGCAGCUCGUACGGCAGCGCCCGCUACCCAGUCUCCUUCAGACGCCUCGAACGUCUUGGGCGAGACAAGUUACGAACCCGAACGACCAGAUGCGCCCACCACGUCUGCUUCGUAA